Molecule: messenger RNA, 2383 nt
Organism: Thunnus maccoyii (southern bluefin tuna)
Lineage: Eukaryota; Metazoa; Chordata; Actinopteri; Scombriformes; Scombridae
Product: integral membrane protein 2A-like
Exons: 6
Coding region: 265-1011 (248 amino acids)
Biological process (GO): negative regulation of amyloid precursor protein biosynthetic process
Cellular component (GO): plasma membrane; Golgi apparatus; extracellular exosome
Molecular function (GO): amyloid-beta binding
Source: RefSeq, a predicted model, not a curated record
GCGGGCAGUGUCAAACCAGGAAAAACAUAAUCUAACCAGUAGCACCCUGUCUAUAUACGUGUUGUGUUUUGAGGUUACAUACAGAGAACUUCGUUUCAGUUUCGGAUGUCCUAUUAAUCUCCUCCAGCCACCGGAAGCGCUAUUAAAGCCGAGGUUGCAAAGUGCGUCACACACACACACCGCGGAGCCUGCAGUCUAGCACCGGUAGUCUCACCCGUUUUUUCUGUCCGCACAAGAAACCCGACCUGACGUUUCUACUCCAACAUGGUGAAGAUUGCUUUUAACUCGGCUCUGGCGCAGAAGGCGUUAGGAAAAGAUGCGCCAGCCGCUGAGAAGGAUCCUGAGCUGGCCUCUGCUCCAGUGAGCACAGAGGGCUCCACAGGUCGCUGUCUGCUCACCCUGCUGGGCAUCGCCUUCAUCCUCAGCGGGCUCAUCGUGGGGGGAGCAUGUCUCUAUCGAUACUUCACCCCAAAGAGACUGUAUCACGGCGCGAUGCAGUUUAACGACGUGUCAGCCGGAGCUGGAGGAGAGAGCGAGCCGUACUACCUGCCACGGGUGGAGGAGGAGGUGGAGAUCUCUGACAGCAUGGCCGUCAUCAGUGUGCCCCCUCCUCGCUUCAGACCUGGAGAUCCCGCCUACAUCCUCCAUGAUUUCAACAGGAAGCUGACGGCAUAUCUGGACUUGACUCUGAGGACCUGCUUUGUGAUUCCUCUGAACACCUCAGUGGUGCUCCCCCCUCAAGACCUCAUUGACCUCUUCUCACAGCUGAUGUCGGGCUCAUACCGCAGCUACCUGGUGCAUGAGGACCUGGUGGUGACAGAGCGUAUUGAUGAUAUCAAACCUCUGGGCUUCUACAUCCGCCGGCUGUGUGAUGGCAAGGAAACGUACAGAAUGCAACGCCGCGCCAGCCUGCCAGGUGGAGGCAUCCAGAAGCGCUCUGCAGACGAUUGUUUCACCUUCCACCACUUUGAAAACAAGUUUGUGACGGAGACCCGGAUCUGCAAGGCUUGAUGGGAAAGCAUGAGCAUAGGUCAGAGAGAGUAAUGGAGAGAGCCAGAAUGACGGAAAAAAAGAAAGAGAGAGUGGGAGUAGGCGAAGGAGGGAACAACUUUUAUCGGAAAGUUACUUUUGUAUAAAAUUCUAACUCCAGUUUUUGCCUCCCCUGCUUUUAACCCCCCAGUGAUAUUUAAUUGUGAAUUUAAGUUACAGCACUCUAGCAUAAACCCUUUCUCUGCUAUAUUUCCCUGAACCUGCAUAUGUCAUAGCUCUCUUGCUCAAGUAUUCACUAGCUAGUCUUGUACCAAUAACCUGCAUCAGCCUGUUAACCAAGGAUUUACUAAGUUUCAUUUCUUAUGUUAGUUUUUUUGUUCUGUUACUGUUGCUUCCUGCAGACUGAUCUCAUCGUUGUUACUGUGCUACAACAUACAGUCACCUACAGACGAGAGAAUUGUUAGUCAUUCUACUGGAUAUCCUAGUGAUGCUGAGAAGUCAUUCAUAUCAGACCUGUCUGUGUGUCAGCCUGCUGUUCCAACUCUUAACAGACAUUAAAAGGGUUUGUCUCCUGCUGACGAGAGAAACUACGUGUUAUAGUAGGAUAUAGCGCAAAUCACCCUGGAAAUGUAUGGUACGGUACGGUACAGUUGCAGUAUGUAACGUGGUUGUCAUUGUCUUUUAUGGAUGGUACCAGAGAUGCACAAGCCCAGAGCUUUCAGUCACUAUUUUGUAGAUAUUUCCCAGAGUGCCCUGCUGCUCCCAGAGGCCUCUGCUGUCCUGCUGUGUGAUGAUUUUAUGUCAUUAAUGGUGUCAAACCUGAUGGUGAACAGUCUAGCACCCUAUAUGACCAGUGUUUGUGUUUGUGUAGAAACCUCAUUUGUGAUAAUAAACAUGAAGGAUGGUCGAUGAAGGAAAAGGAGUGUAUAAGCUAAAGGGAAAUUUCACCAAAUUUGACCUUGAAAAUACUUGUUCUUUCUGCCAGAUUUUUUUUUAAUUCUUAUGAAUGAAUUUGUAGUCCUGUGAUGAAAUUAUCUUUACAGAGACAUUUAGUUGCUGUAGGUUCAGAAUCUACAAGUUUUGCAAAAUCCUAGAUAUUUUAAAUUGUUAUAGGAACAUAUUUGUAAAAGAAAAAAAAAAACUUCAGCAAACCCUCAAGUAUGGAAAAAAAGACCUUUUGCCAACUAACCUCCAAAAUAAUUUUCAAUGCUUUCCCACGUGAUGCCUGCAUAGAAAGACAAUCAGACAGGAAGUGAGCGUGUGAAAAUGUUUCUGUCUCAGCUUUUUAACAGACGAUUAAGAAGAUUAGAUCAACAAAAAAACAAUGUUGUGUGCAGCUAUUGAACCGAAUCUCACUUUGUUGUUGAAUAAAGCUGUUUCUUUACCUACUGAA